Chara braunii is the source of this 8370-nucleotide messenger RNA. Lineage: Eukaryota; Viridiplantae; Streptophyta; Charophyceae; Charales; Characeae. The record is from the annotation of a GenBank genome assembly.
GCCGAUUGGGCGACCAACACUCUCGUUCUCAAAACGAAGUGUGGACAGAUGUAUCGCGUACCUUUCAUCGGUACCACUACGACACCACACCCCGAUCCUCCUCCCCCGGAGCCUUCCGUGCCCACACCAUCUCCUACGAUCACUGUCACCUCUUCUCGGCAGUUUGAUCACUUCAUUUGACAGGACGACGUCACCUUCUUUAUGGUGAACGUGACGGAUCUCUUACACUAUGAUCCACCCUGUCCCGACGCCGAGCUCAUCCCUCUGGAGCCAGAUCCUCCUUCUAUCUCCAUGGCUCCCAUCUCUACUUCCCACCCUCCGCCGUCUGUCGAGUCUACCCUGCCGUCUCGCGCUGAUGCUGACGCUGAGGAACUCGCACGAUAUACGGCUGACCUGGAGCCCGAAGUUCGUGACCUCGUUCGAGAGUACCACGACGUUUUCCCAUCGUCGUUCUCGUACGCCGCCAUCCGACCGAUGCGCGACAUCGAGCACUCCAUCCAGCUUGUGCCUGACUAUCGUGUUCACCACCAGGCACCCUACAGACUCUCGAUCCUCGAGGCCACUGAACUCAAGCGUCAGCUUGAGGAGCUCCUGAGACUGGGUUUCAUUAAACCCAACAACUCCCCAUGGGGUGCACCCGUCCUCUUUGCUUGCAAAGCGGAUGGAACUCUCCGUCUCUGCAUCGACUAUCGCGGUCUCAACCACUACACGGUUAAGAACAGCUACCUCAUGUUUCGUUCCGAUGAGUUGUUUGACCGCUUAGCGGGCAACCGCUUCUUUACGACGAUUGAUCUUCGUAGCGAUUACCAUCAGAUCCGCGUCGCUGCAGCGGACCAGCCGAAGAUAGCAUUCCGAUUGCGCUUCGGCCACUACGAGUUUACGGUGAUGCCAUUUGGCCUCACCAACGCACCCGCUACCUUCCAGAGGGCGAUGAACGACAUUUUCAGGGACAUCCUGGAGCAGUACGUUCUCGUCUACCUCGACGAUAUCCUGGUCUACAGUCGUACCCUUGAGGAGCACCUCAAACACCUCCGCGACGUCCUUGACCGCUUACGCAGACAUGGCUUCUACGCCAAGCUGAGCAAGUGCCGCUUUGCCCAACACAAAGUGGAUUUCUUACGACACUACGUGUCUGACCAGGGUCUCCACAUGGACGACACGAAGAUCAUUGUUAUUGCGGAGUGGCCCGUCCCCACAUCCGCCAAGCAGCUUCGCAGCUUCCUAGGCCUUACUAGCUACUAUAGUGAUUGUUCGAUAGCCUUCUACUCUCGUCAGCUCCUGCCCACCGAGAUAAACUACACCGCUGAUGUACGUGAGGUUCUCACAGUAGUUUAUGCCGCUCGGCACUGCCGUCACUACCUGCACGGGGCACCAUUCACAGUGCGCACGGACAACUCUGUUGUCCAGGCUUUUCUAACAAAACCGAAGCUCACUCCUCGACAGRCUCGCUGGUGGCGCGACCUAUCCGAGUUUAGUUUCACCACUGAGCACAUCAAAGAUGAGACUAAUCGGAUCGCAGAUGCCUUAUCCCGGCGCCCUGACCACGAUCAGGAGCAAAUCCAGCUCUCUUCCAUCUCGGUCACCACCGUCCACCACUCGGUGAUCGACGAGUUUCGCACUCAGUACCGCCACUGCCCCGACUAUCGCGACAUCCACGCGACCCUUCGGAGUGGCAAGACCGUCCCGAGCUACUCUCUCGGGGACAACGGUUUUGUGUACUGGCACGGUUCACAGGGCACCAGAGAGCCCCGUAUUUGCGUUCCCUCCACUGGACAGCUACGUGUCCGAGUAGUAGUAGAGUUCCAUGACCAGGCAGCCGUCGGUUAUAUGGGCUUCCACAAGACGUUGGCUCGUGUGAGCCGCCUGUACGUCUGGUCGAAGCGCAAGGACUUUGUGAAGGACUACGUCGCAGAGUGUCCCACCUCUCAGGAGGUGAACAGUGCGAACCACUUGCCUUAUAGUUUGCUCCAACCUCUUCCUAUCCCUGAGGGUCGUUGGCAGUCCAUCUCGAUGGACUUUAUCGGUCCUCUUCGUCCUCCUACCCCCCGUGGUCAUGAUGCUAUCCUGGUCGCCGUUGACCGCUUCACGAAGCGAGCACGCUUUGUUCCGUGCCGCUAUGCCAUCAGUGCACGUGAGCUCGCCGACAUCGUGUUUGACCGAGUCGUGGCGAAGAUGAAGGAACUGGAGGAGGAGAUGGAGAAAAAGAAGAAGGCUGUUGAAGAAGCGGUAGCAGAAGAGGAAAGGAAACGCAGGGAAGUAAAAGGAGAGAGUAGUGGCACGGCGAAUGAGGACGCCGCAAUGGAGAAGAAAAUCAGUGAGUGGAUUGCUAAUUUAUCGUUGGGAGAAGAUGAGGAGGCAGAGUUUUAUGUGCCCCAGGACGAGAGGGAUGCGUUAGCCAGUGAGCUAACAACAAUGGAGGACCCUCUGGAACGGCGAGAAAGAGAAGACGAGAAGAAGUUGGAGUGGAAACUGAAGAUGAAGAGGGAAAAGAAGAGGAGGAGGGACGAAGCCGACAUCACCUAUGAUGUGCUGAGUAGAGAAGUGGUCCUGUAUGAGUCAAAGUCCAUGCCAGUGUCCACUUUCUGGCACAAGGACCUGGACAAAGGAAAGAAGUGGAAGGGUCGUACCAUCUCUGGCCAAGUGAGGGCCAAGGAUCAUAUGAUCCUCACGUUAGAAGAGGGUGGUACAGAUGAGAUCCCCUACAGUGAGAUUGAGUGGGGGUUAGAGGAGGAUGACAGCAGCAUAGGGCAGGGGAGAUCUUAUGCGGUUGUCGCGGCUGGAGGGAGGUCGCAAGGUAGAGGAGGAGGCCAGGGCCAAAGGGGCCAGGCCAUGGGAGGCCGAGGACCGGGCGCACAGGGGGUUGGCGGACAAGGGAACCGCCAAGUGGGAGGUAGGGGUCAAGGUCCCCCGCCAAAUCGUCAGGGUUCUUGGCGGUCCCCACAACGACGAGGAGGAAGGCCACCUCAACAGACAGGAGGAUGGCACCCAGGCUUGCCACAAGGCAGGCCUUGGGAAGAUUUGGGCUUGGACCAACGCAUAUGGCAGGAACGCGUGGACUUGGGUCAGUGCGUAUUCUGUGGUGACCCGGCCCAUCUAACUUCAGUUCAGUGGCGGGCCUUGUUAGAUGCAGCCAGUGAUAUUGAGAAACCUUAUCUGCAAGCACUCUUAGACAGUGCAAUCAAAAGGGAACAGGAGACAGAGAAGGAGAGGAAGGAGACCUUGUUGAAAAGGCAAGUGGCCCUCCUAGAGACUGUUCCCUCACUGACUGAAGAGCAGUGUGGGGAACAGUUGCAGUCCAUACUCACAGCCUUUGUUCAAGUCAGGAAUCUUGAGGACCACACCACUCAGAUCGCUGAAGUCUUUGCAAAACUGCAGACACUUCAAGAGGAUCUAACUGAUAUGACCCGCAAGUACCAUGAAUUGACAAAGGAGGUGGCUGACCUGCGACAAGCCCAAGUGGCCAACCCUCUUCCUCUACCCCCUGGAUCAAAAGCUGCGAUCGAAACUACUUCUGCCCCUCUUACUGUAUCUUCUUAUACCUCUUCUUCGAGUGUGAUGGCAACCCCCUCGGGACCUGCAGCAGGUGCAGAUUCCGCUGUUGCUGUAACAAGCAGUGAGGCUGGAACUUCUGCAACUGCUGCAGCCCCAAGACCGGAACCAGCUGCUGCUGGUCCCAACCACGCUGGUCCCUAUGUGUACCGAAAAACGGUACAGAUACCGUUUAAGUACGACGGCAAGGAAGACAUCGAGUCCUGGAUCGGCUCCAUGAGGGCCUACUUUGAGAUUCUGGGGACUCAAACUGAGACCCAAGCGGUGAUCAUGGGAAUGAAUGUCGAGCCGGUCGUACGGGGCUUCCUGGAAGUCCAAGCGACGCAGGCUGGGUUCCAAAAGACCGCACUAGCCAAAUGGCUUAGGACCACCCCGGUUGCCUCCCUCGAGGAUCUCCUUAUCACACAAUAUCAGGAUCCAGAUGAUGCUGCUAGAGUAAGAAUCCAACUUGACAAAGUCAAGCGCAGCAAGUGGAUAGGCUCCAUGAAAAGCCUGCGGACCUAUCUAAGCAAGAUGUUUGCUACUCCUGAUUCGGUCAUCUCUAUACGCGACUUGCGACCGGAUCUUGGUGAUCCCUUUGCUCAUUCCCCACCCCCACCUGUCCCAUUAGACAUCCAAACCCUCCUCGAUCGUUUUCCAGAAGUCCUGGCCGAGCCACGUGGAGUCCUCACGCGACCGGUUCGACACACCAUCGAGUUGGUCGAGGGUGCUAUUCCUCCAAAGGGCUGCGUGUAUCGUAUGGGACCUGGCGAGUUGGAGGAACUCCGGCGACAGAUCGAUGAGAUGAUUGACAAAGGGUGGAUCAAACCUAGUGAAUCUGAAUUUGGUGCUCCUGUGUUGUUUGUGCCAAAGAAAGGAGGCAAACUCCGUAUGUGUAUUGAUUACCGCAGUCUAAACCGCAUCACAAGAAAGAAUGCUUAUCCAUUGCCUCGUAUAGAUGACUUGCUUGAUGCCGCAGGCGGGUGCAAGGUCUUCUCCAAGAUCGAUCUCAAGUCUGGCUACCACCAGAUUGAAGUCGAUCCUGCGGACCAGCACAAGACUGCGUUCAAAACACGCGACGGGCUUUAUGAGUUCACCGUAAUGCCUUUCGGUCUUACGAACGCACCCGCCACUUUCCAAAGCCUCAUGGACAAGGUCCUCCACAAACAAAUUGGCCUGUUUGUGGUAGCGUACCUGGAUGAUAUUCUGAUCUUCAGCAAGUCCAUGGAGGAACACCUCAAGCAUCUUGAGGAGGUGUUCGCUAUCCUCAAGAAGACACAACUCCAUCUCAACUUGGAGAAAUCUGAGUUUGGGAAGGAUAGCGUCAUCUAUCUUGGGCAUCGGUUGUCUGCUGCAGGCCUAGAGCCUGAGGCAACCAAGAUUGAGGUCAUACGCGAUUGGCCUCAGCCUGCGAACAUUCGCGAAUUGCGUUCUUUCCUUGAUCUCGCGUCCUACUAUCGGAAGUUUGUGCCCCGCUUCUCUAUCAUAGCUCGUCCAUUGCCGCGACUAACCAGUAAAAAUGUGCCUUAUUCCCGGGAUGCCAAGUGUACGGAAGCCUUUCCAGCUCUCAAGGAAGCCUUGGAGCAUCAGGUUCAUUUGAGUCAAGUCUUGGAGAAGCUGAGAGAAGCUAACUUCAAGAUUAACGCGAAGAAGUGCGAGUGGGCCAAGACACAAGUCUUGUACUUGGGCCACGUGUUGGACGGAGAUGGCAUUAAGCGAGAGGACAACAAGAUAGCGGCAGUUAGAGACUGGCCGACGCCCCGCACAUUGACAGAGUUGCGGUCGUUCUUAGGCCUAGCUAACUACUAUAGAAAGUUCGUGAGGAACUUCUCUACUAUCGCCACUACCUUGCGCAUGUUGCUUAAGAAAGAGGCAAUCUGGCAAUGGGACAAAGAUUGUACGUCUGCGCUAAAGAGAUUGAAGAGCGCGUUCAUAGAGUAUCCUGUCCUUAAAGUAGCUGAUCCGUCUUUGCCAUUUGUCGUCACCACGGACGCGAGUCAAUAUGGUAUAGGCGCCAUGUUGCAGCAAGACGACGGCAAUGGCUACAGACCCGUAGAGUUCAUGUCGGCGAGGAUGCCCUCAGAAAAGGUUGCUACCUCGACGUACAAGAGGGAACUCUAUGCUCUCAGGCAGGCUUUAGAGCACUGGAAGCAUUAUCUGCUUGGGAGGCACUUCAAAGUAUAUUCUGACCAUGAGACGCUUAUAUGGUUAAAGACCCACGCCAAAAUGACACCUAAGUUGACUAGGUGGGCCGCUGAGAUAGACCAGUAUGACUUCGAGCUCAAACCGGUCAAAGGCAAGUACAACGUAGUUGCGGAUGCUCUAAUUCGUGCUCGACCUACAGUACCUCCACGAACCAAGGCUCAGCAACAGAGACUCAGCAGGCGGACGACUCCAGCGGUAUCGAGUACAGCAUUGACGGUACCGGUUACCACCGGAGUUCUUCCCGCAUGCCCGGUCCAAGGGGCCGGUGAGCCGUUGGCAGCUUACCUUCAGCGGGUACAGGCAUUCACAGAUGCCGUAGCUACCGCAAAGGCACAAGAGGAGGCAGCAGAGGUAGAACGUCAGCGGCUGGCCAAUGAGGUGGCAGCCCAAGCUCGGCACACCGCUGAGGCUGACGCGGCAGCACGAGAUCAACGGAAUGCCGCCAGCACGGAGUCCCUGAUUCAUAGUGAGAAUCAGUGGACAACCUUCCUCCAAGGCAUGGUCUUUGUGCCUUCGGACGCGCAGGCGGAUCCGACACCGGCGGAGGCAGAGAGAACUCACCUGGCUAACUUGAUGCUGGGCAUGAUGAGAGGAAUCRUGUGGAAUAACACACUGCUGCAGGCACAUCUGUGCACGGAACAACAACAAAGACAGAAGUACCAGCAAGACAUUGUUGUUUUAACGGUUGCCAUCCGCGCCAAAGCUUCACAGCAGCAGCAACAACAUCAGCUGUUGAACUCAGCUCUCGCACGCAUCAACAACAUUGAGGCUAAUGCCUCAGCAGCGCCAGGCUGCACGACGGACGCGACGAAGCAGCUCAACGAGCGCAUCGAUCACGUCGUCAAUAUCAUCGRCGAURUAGGCRAUUUSACUAGCCCRGCCACAAUCAGCAGCACGGUGGCCGCCAUCAAGACGGACAUCACCAAGCUGCAGACGAGACCGGACGCCGCUACGAAGACUUACAAGAUGCCGCACUUGGACAUCAGCAAGUUCGACGACUACAACAAGUCGGACGCCUUGACAUGGUGGCAACGUUUCCUCACGGAAGCAUCAUGCCGCACUGUCCCGGCGGAUGACAUGAUGAAGGCGCUCUACUUACAACUGAWCGGAGGAGCGCAGRCAUGGAUGAAUYAUCUGGCGGCUACCAAGAAAUGCACCAUCRCCGAACUCCACACACACAUUCCAACCUUGCCAAGGCCGCAUUGCAACGCCUUGAUGGCAAAUCUACGCUCCUAUUUGCACACUACAGUACCAGCUCCGUUGACAGACGACGGAGUAGCGGUUGUCGAUCUCCGCUUCUAUCUUGCGAAGAUUGACCGCGAGUACGCCACCCAAAGGUACGCCGAAACCGACGCUCCUUUGCUCUAUAUCCGCAUUCAAAUCGGAAAGGYAACCUGUAGUGCCUUGAUUGAUUGCGGUGCGUCUCGCAACUUUAUGAGUCAAGCCUUUAUGGCCCGCGCAGGUCUUGGCCCGCGCGUUCGAAGGAAGAUGCAACCUACGCAAGUUACACUCGCGGACGGCCGCACGCAAAAGUCAAUUGACCGAUGCGUCGGCGGCGUUCCGGUAUACUUUGCGCCACUUGCGUGCGAGCCGGUGUCUUUUGACAUCCUCGACACCAAGUUCGACAUGAUUCUAGGCAUAUCUUGGUUGUGUAGCGCCGAUCAUCCGGUGAACUUUCAUGAUCGAACCGUUCACAUCCGUGAUCGGAACGGAGUGUUAGUCCCAUGUACGGUUGCGACCCCUCACACUUCGAUUGCUUGUCACAUGGUUUCCGUUGCGAGAAUUCGCGACGCCAUAGCUCGGAAUGACGUCGAGGAGAUGGGCCUUGUAUUCUUGCAUGCCCUCCCCUCGCCGGACGGACCAGCCGCGCCACCGCCGGACCCACGCAUUUCUCACCUCUUGGACGAGUAUAGAGAAGUUUUCGAGGCUCCCACCGGAACGGUUCCGGAUCGGCCCAUACGUCACGAGAUCACUCACGAGGCUGGUGCCAUCCCUCCGCGUGGAUGUAUCUACCGCAUGAGCGAAGAGGAACUCGCGGUGCUUCACACACAACUCGAUGACCUUUUCGACAAGGGCUCGAUUCGCCCUAGUUGCUCGCCAUACGGUGCACCUCUUCUCUUCGUCCGGAAGAAGAACAAAGAUCUACGGUUAUGCAUCAACUAUCUCAAACUUAACGCACAAACCGUAAAGAAUGUCGGCUCUCUCCCUCGGAUUGAUGAUCUCCUUGAGCGGUUAGGCGGCGCGACGUACUUCUCGAAGUUGGACGUGAAGUCAAGUUACCACCAGAUUGAAAUCCAGCCUCAAGAUCGGUACAAGACUGCGUUCAAGACGCGGUACAGGCAUUUUGAGUGGGUUGUCAUGCCCUUUGGCCUCACCAAUGCCCCCGCAACUUUUCAAGCAACUAUGACGACUGAGUUUCGCGACUUGCUCGAUCGCGGCGUCCUCAUCUACCUCGAUGACAUCUUGGUCUAUAGCAGGACGUUGGACGAGCACAUCACACACCUUCGUGCUGUUUUGAAUCGUUUGCGACUGGCUAAGUACAAAGCAAACCGCGACAAGUGAGAGUUCGCCAAGCAAGAGCUUGAGUAUUUGGGCCACUAUGUUACGCCGAAAGGCAUUCGUCCCUUAGCGGACAAG